Molecule: messenger RNA, 285 nt
Organism: Emiliania huxleyi CCMP1516
Lineage: Eukaryota; Haptophyta; Isochrysidales; Noelaerhabdaceae
Exons: 2
Coding region: 1-285 (94 amino acids)
Source: RefSeq, a predicted model, not a curated record
AUGGGCAGCUCAAGGAGGACUGACGGCGGCGAGCUCCUGCGGGCGACCAGCCCCCGCCACACCGACACCGAGUCCUCCCUCGCCCCCGAGGCCUCUAGGGAAGCACCGCUGGGCCGCGUUAGUGUCCAGCCGCCACCUGAGACGGGGGCGGCCGACGCCUCGUCGCGCCGCUCCGUCAGCAACGGCACCACGAUUGAGCUCAGCAUCCGAGCGGACUCGGUGACGACGCUGUCGCCGCUGGGCAGGAAGGGGAGCGUGCGGCUAAGGGGGCCCUUCGCCUCGUAG